Ceratina calcarata is the source of this 1574-nucleotide messenger RNA. RefSeq names its product Transmembrane protein Pmi (gene Pmi). Gene Ontology annotation, biological process: inner mitochondrial membrane organization. Gene Ontology annotation, cellular component: mitochondrial inner membrane. NCBI's taxonomy places the organism in Eukaryota, Metazoa, Arthropoda, Insecta, Hymenoptera, Apidae. The record is from RefSeq and is a predicted model, not a curated record. The coding region runs from base 74 to 601 and encodes 175 amino acids. The transcript has 3 exons.
GUUCAAGAUUUCUUUUCCGGUUCAUCCAGUCCAACCAACCAACGUUCCAGUAUUUGGUAGACUGACUGUAAAGAUGGUAGAUGAAGCUGGUGACAGGGAUGAUUCCUCUAAUGUUGCCAUUAUUAGGGAGGUAUAUGAUAAUGAAAACGCACACGAGACAUUUGAAUAUGAGUUAGAGAGAGCAUUAGAAUCUGAAUGUAGUUUAAUAGUUAUUGAACCAUCUAAACUGGGUGAUGAAACCUCCAGAUGGAUAGCAGUGGGAAAUUGUCUUCAUAAAACUGCAGCAUUAUCAGGCCUCGCAGCUAUAACCACAGGUUUGAUCUGGGGCGACCGGCCCUACUUUUGUGGUCCACUAGGUUUCAUAUCUGUGAUAUCCUGUGGGCUUUAUACAGUUUCAUGGCAGUUUGAUCCUUGUUGCCAAUAUCAAGUGGAGACUGACACAAGUAAGCUGCCGCAUGUAGAGUUACUAGCACUUUUAGGACCGUCAGCUCCAACAUUUCUUGUCAGAAAAGAUGAUACAAGAAGAAGAAUUCUUCAUACGACUAUUACAUUAAUAGCACUCGGUAUCAGUGCCUGGAGAGUUUACCAGGCGUUUAAAUGAAAUGCUUACUGUCCAAUAAGGAAAAAUCUGAGUUGUAAAAAGCAGUAAGGUAGGCCGUACGAUGUAUUGUAUAUGAUCGUAAUGAGGCCUAGCAUAGAAGUCUGUGAAUUACAAUUUUAUGUAUAUUAAUGGGGAUUGUUGAGUCACGAAAAUCUGUUUCUGUUCGAUAUUUACAUUUUUUUUAUGUUCUGACACUACCUCACAGGUGGAUGCUGAUUUUACAAUAAAAAAAAGAGGAAACUACGUAACGAGGCAAAUUAAGGGAAACCUAUUCUAAAACUAUUUCUAUUCUCCAAUGUAAUAUUUCUUAGAACUCCACAUUGUUACUCUAUGAUCUCCAUCUUGUUGAUUAUACCACAGUUAAUAUUAACACAAAAAAAGACACAGUCAUAUUCAUGCAAUCACUUAAGUGAUACAACUACUGAUGUAAGUGUUCUUAGAAUUACGCAAAAUUGCAACCUUACACCUGGAAAGUUGGAUCUAGAACUAUAUAUUUUUAGAUUGUAAAUAAAGUAGAUAGAAUACACUGCACAUAAUAUAUUGAAGAGAAUGUUGCCUACAUUUUCUCCCAGUGGUGCACCCCACAUUUUAAAGAAUUGUAAUAUCCACAGGAAAACGAUAUAUCUCUUUAAGUAUAUUAUUAUUUUGGCAAGCAUCAUAUAACACUUAUAUCAUGCGAUAUAAAAACACAUGGACUAUAAAAAAUAAACGUCACAAACAUUCCUGUAAAUUAAUAAUGAUAAAUACAUAUUGUAUGUUAUGCAACGUGAAAAUAUUCUGGAGGAACGUUGAGUUCAAUAGAUCGUAAAAUUCUUGCAUCUAUUUGUACAUAGUUACGUGAAAACUAAGCAACAUCUUCUACAAUAAUUAUUAUUUAACUAUACAGCAACCAUAUCUUAAAAUUGUUAUCUACAUCGCCAGCAAAAGAUCUGCUACUUUCAAAAUAUUGAGAACUGUGCAUCUUUUUUUUUAA